AUGGCAAACAGGAAAUGUCAAAGUGGUACAGCCAGCAUGCUGGAUCCCCGGACAAGAGUUUGCCCCGCUUCGGCGCACGGCAGGGACACUGACAAUGAGGAGGAUCAUCUGCCGGUGGAGGAAUACACGGAGAAUGAGAACGAGGCGGUGCCCGUCGGGCAAGGCAGCCCCACGUUGGCAGAACACGAGUGCAACGAUAACAGUGCUGACGGUGAUUCCAGCUCGGACUACGUCAACAACACUUCUGAAGAGGAAGAUUAUGACGAAGGCCUCCCUGAGGAAGAGGAGGGCAUAACUUACUACAUUCGGUACUGCCCCGAGGAUGACAGUUACCUGGAAGGAAUGGACUGCAAUGGAGAGGAGUAUAUUCCUCACGAGGAGCAUCAAGUGGAGACCGAUGAGUGUCAAGAAGCCAUCGAGGAAGAGGAAUGGGCGGAAACGAAAAUUCAGCGCCAGGACGAAAGCGAGGCUACGGAAGAGGUGGUCUACCAUGAUAGUUGCGUUCAGCUUCUGGAAGGUGAGGUGGCGUCUCUGGAAAUCCAAGACCAAGACGAAAGCCUACAGUAUUGCCAUCCGGGCGAAGAAACCUACCCGGGCUAUUACUCGCCGGAAGCCAACGGGAACGCCCAUGGGAUGUCUCCAUACCGUUCCAGGAAAGACGAGGUGGAGCUGGAAGAGCAGGAAGAAGACAUCGACCAGAUUGUCGCCGAGAUCAAGAUGAGCAUGAGCAUGAGCAGCAUCAACAGCGCCUCGGAAAUGAGCCCAGAGCAUGCUGGGACUGAGAGUGUGCCAAAUGACUAUGCAGAGACUUGUCAAAAAGGAGACUCGAGCCAUACCGCCAACAGGCAUCAGGGGAGGCCCAAGUCCUUGAACAUCCCCCCGGCCUCAAAACAAGUCGGAGAUAUUCCCCGAGGCUUCAAAACCAAGUCGAGAACUCCAGAGGAAAGGCAGACAUGGCCGCAGGAACAGAUGUGCAACGGCUUGGAGCAGCCAAGGAAGCAGCAGCGCUCCGAUCUCAACGGACCCAUCGACAACAAUAAUAUGCCAGAGACCAAGAAAGUGUCGUCCUUCCCAAGUUUUGUCGACGUUCCAGGCCCUUGCGAACCCGAAGACCUCAUUGAUGGCAUUAUCUUCGCUGCCAAUUACCUGGGCUCCACGCAGCUGCUCUCUGAGCGUAACCCGUCCAAAAACAUCCGCAUGAUGCAAGCGCAGGAGGCGGUGAGCCGUGUCAAGAGGAUGCAAAAGGCAGCUAAAAUCAAGAAAAAAGCGAGCUCCGAGGGAGACGCCCAGGCCCUGACAGAAGUGGACCUCUUCAUCUCCACCCAGAGGAUUAAAGUCCUGAACGCCGACACGCAGGAAACCAUGAUGGACCACGCGCUGCGCACCAUCUCGUACAUCGCCGACAUCGGCAACAUCGUGGUGUUGAUGGCGAGGCGCCGGAUGCCCCGUUCGGCUUCGCAGGACUGCAUUGAGACCACUCCCGGGGCUCAGGAAGGGAAGAAACAGUACAAGAUGAUCUGCCAUGUCUUUGAGUCUGAGGAUCUGCAGAUCGCCAAGCAGAAGGGAGAGAUCCUGGGCGUGGUGAUUGUGGAGUCCGGCUGGGGAUCCAUCCUGCCCACGGUGAUCCUGGCCAACAUGAUGAACGGGGGGCCGGCGGCUCGCUCGGGGAAGCUCAGCAUCGGGGACCAGAUCAUGUCCAUUAAUGGGACCAGUCUGGUCGGGCUUCCUCUGGCGACGUGUCAAGGGAUCAUCAAGGGUCUUAAGAAUCAGACGCAAGUGAAGCUGAACAUCGUCAGCUGCCCGCCAGUCACCACCGUCCUGAUCAAGAGACCCGACCUGAAAUACCAGCUGGGUUUCAGCGUACAGAAUGGAAUUAUCUGCAGUCUAAUGCGAGGAGGCAUUGCGGAGCGGGGGGGUGUCCGCGUCGGCCAUCGCAUCAUUGAGAUCAACGGUCAAAGCGUUGUGGCCACCGCUCAUGAGAAGAUCGUCCAGGCCUUGUCCAACUCUGUGGGAGAGAUUCACAUGAAGACAAUGCCUGCCGCCAUGUUCCGGCUCCUCACCGGCCAGGAGACCCCACUUUACAUCUGA
This is a messenger RNA of Gekko japonicus, 2088 nucleotides long. It is a transcript of the gene APBA2, whose product is annotated as amyloid beta (A4) precursor protein-binding, family A, member 2. Lineage: Eukaryota; Metazoa; Chordata; Lepidosauria; Squamata; Gekkonidae. Bases 1 to 2088 code for a protein of 695 amino acids. Gene Ontology annotation, cellular component: dendritic spine; cytoplasm; plasma membrane. The record is from RefSeq and is a predicted model, not a curated record. The transcript is spliced from 11 exons. Gene Ontology annotation, biological process: chemical synaptic transmission. Gene Ontology annotation, molecular function: protein binding; amyloid-beta binding.